AUGUAUUUCUCCUUUAUUACAGCUGAGUUUUUCUUGGAAUUUGUGGAGAAGCCCAAGGCUAAAGAGGAGAAUGACAAUAUGCCAAGUCAAAUAGCAAGUCUGGUGGAGAAAAUGCUUAAGGAACAGGUUCAUCUUAAGGAGAUAGGAAAAGAACGGAUUAAUCGUGAUAGCGGAGAAGGAGUCUUACUAAGUAUAUGGGACUUUGCCGGACAAGACAUAUACUACACAACCCAUCAGGUGUUUCUGACGUGGCGAGCCAUUUAUGUGAUUGUCUUUGAUCUCAGUAGAAGUUUGGAUUCUGUCGUUCCCCCUGAAUCGAGAGACGAGUAUUAUGAAAUGGCUAAAGGAGGUGCGAAAUCAGAUCUGACAUGUCUAGAGUUCAUCAAUUUCUGGUUGUGUUCCAUCUUCGCCCAUGCUGUGGCGCCCUCUUCAGUCCUCAACAAGAAUAUGUCUAAAACCGCCCAGAAAUCUCCACCAAUAUUCAUCGUUGGAACGCACCGAGAAAGUGUGAAAGGAGAUGCAAAAGAGAAAAAGGAAAAGAUUCGCUCUGCCUUUGAGAAGAUCCGUAAUUCUAUCAAGAAGAAACCGUUUGAAUGCCAUGUGGUCCCUAAGUAUUAUGCCAUUGAAAAUACAUUAGUAGACACAGAUGAAGACGUAGGCACAGAUGCAGAGCUGGUCGCGUUGAGGAGACAAAUUGAGAAAGUGGCGAUGGAAGAGCCUUACAUGGGAGAAGAGAUUCCACUGAGAUGGCUUUUAUUUGAGGAAGCUCUAGCUGCAGAUAAUAUCAAUUACAUGACAUUAGAUCAGGCCAAGGAACUGACGCAGCCCUUCGGGAUGAAAUCGGAGGGUGAACUUCUCACGAUGCUGACCUUCUACCACGACCUGGGUUACGUAGUCUACUACGGAGGCAUUGAAGACCAGCAGUCUCUCCUACGAGACAUGGUGAUCCUGAAUCCUCAGUGGCUAAUUGAUGUCUUCAAGCAGGUCAUAACUAUCCUGGAUCCUGCAGAAAGGGACGGGAUUAUGAGUGAUGCCUGGACCACUCUUGAGGAGGAUGGUAUCUUAGAGGAUAGGUUGAUUCAGCAUAUGUGGCAAGGCUUUUUGGAGCAGAAGGAGGCCUUAGUCAAGCUCAUGACCAAGUUUGAUCUCAUCUGUGAGGCUCCUGUAGAACGACUCCAGCAAGGGCAACAGGAUGGAGUAGACACUGAGGUAUCAAAUGCAACAGGGAAAGUGGUAAAGAAGCGCUACUACGUUCCUUCUAGGCUGACGUCCCAUUGCUCCCCAGAAGAGAUUGCACAGAUCACAUCUUCUACAGACUUUUAUGUGGACUUCAGGGGCUUCUUAACAGAUGGGCUAUUUCAUCGGUUGAUGACGAGAGCAGUCAGAUGGAUGGGUGAAAGAGAUGGAGAACCAGUCAAUCUUUACCAUCGUCAUAUCAGUCUAAUGGUUGAUGGAGUGCAUCAUGCCUUACUAGAGAUGUUACCUCCUCGUGAAGCAACUAUUAAGGUCACUGUAUUCCGAGGAGCGGUUGCUGAUUCUGAUCAUGAUGGGGAUAGUAAUACACCUCCAGCUCCAAGUGCUGUCAAAGAGGUGAUGGACUUUGUAACGGAGACCCUUGAUAGCCUUAUUCAGCACUGGGCUAGAAGGAUCGAGUAUGAUGUCCGGUUUACGUGCCCGAGACCCAAGUGCAGUAAGAAGAAACUGCUGAAAGACUGCUACAAGGGAAUGUCCCUCAAGUGUGGACUACAUAACAUCCCUACGGCUGCAAUCAAAAUCAAGUUUGGAAUAAGCGAGGCAUCACUAGGAAACACAAAUUCCACACUUCCAAGACCGUUGGCAUCCACAGUAGUCGACAUAUGCAUUCCUCCUGAAGGUGCAUCAGCAACAGUCGGUGAAGUUUCUCCUUCUACAGCAAGGAAAGUGAGCGACGCAAUGCUAAAUGAGUUGGCAAAACGAAUUCCACACGGCAAAUACGACACGUUUAGCGAAAAGCUAGGAAUCGAGCACAACCAGGCCAGGACCAUUGUGGUAAAGUAUGGCAACGACUAUGAGAUGGCAACAAGGGAAUGCAUGGCGAUAUGGAAGGAUAGAUCAACCCGUGGUGUGGCUGACUUACAUCAAGUUCUGAGAGAAGCGAAAUUGGGCGGUUUAAUUGUUUACUGUAAUUAACAUCAAUACAAAGUGAGCCAUGUUGGGAUAAAACACACACAAACACAUACACUGGGCAUAUAUUUAUGAGAAAAUUAUGUUCUGCGACGGAGGAGAUGGCCAAACGACUAACUACAAUAAAUAUCUAUCAUUACUAAAUAUUUUUUUUUAUCCUUUUUUCUAUAAAAGGACCGCUUUCUUGGACGCCCCCACCGAUUUGGGGGUGACCACUACUAAUUAAAAAGACCUGUGAAGUAGUGGCAAGCAAACCCCCUUUUCCUGAUAUGUUAAAUAAUUUGUCGCCCAUCAGGCUUCUUCAGGCUAUUGAUAAUGAUAUGAAGAGUUUAAUUCCAAACGGAACUAAAUCCAGUUAUGUAACUUCAGAGAAAAAGGGAAUUGUUUAUCAAACGUUGUACAGGCAUCUAUGGAAAAGUGAUUGGGCUGCAGCGAGGUUGAUAACUCAUAAACAAGUCUGAAAAAAGGCUUCUACGGGAAUUCGUAGCUUUAAUGAUUUGAGUGAGAAUUUCAUUCCAUAUUUCAUUCCGUAAAAACUGUGGAUAAAACACAGAUAAGGAAUCAUAAAUUCAAGUAUAUCAAAGCAUCAUCAAAUUCACUACAGUCUCUUGGAGAAACUCAUAAAUGUACAUUGUGAUCUUCAUAAUUUCUCAUCAGAUGGAAAUUUAACAAGACUAAAUUGGAAUACACUUGACAAUAAUAGAACAAAGAAUGUAGCAAUUAUGAUGUAUAAGAUUGUCUCAAAACAAGCUCCUGAGUAUUUAGUAGAAAUGUUUAUAUUUGCUGACCAUACAUACACUACACGUUCAAGUCUGUAUAAUGUGAAAACAAUAAGACCAAAUACUGAGACUAUGAAAAGAUCUUUUAAAUAUAGAGGGGCCUUAACAUGGAAUAACUUGCCACAUGAUGUGCAAGGUGCUAAAUCGUUAAAUAUUGUUAAGGCAAAGCUGACGUAAUACGAAAUAAGUGUGUGGGAAGGGGCUAACUUAUUAUUUUCGGAGAGCUUUGUUGUUGCUUGUUUUUAAGGUUUUAUAGUUUUAUACAUAUCUUCAUAAUUUCAACCUAUUUAUCAUUCUUAUUUAUGUUAUAUUACUCCUACGCAAUAUGUUUUAAAUGUCUAAUCGUGUGCAAUAUGAUCUUUGCAAUACGAUAUCAGUUUUUGUCUCUUUAAAAACAAAAACAAGUAUAUAUGUAGUAUCUAACUGAUCCAUAUUCAAAAUGCUCUUAAGUAUUUAUUAUUAUUCCAUACUUCAUUUUACUUCUACUUAAUAUGGAAUACGCAUUUGUCUUAAUUUCAUAAUUAUUACACAUUCUACAUUAUGUGUGUUUUCUUUUGUUUAUUGUUUU
Strongylocentrotus purpuratus (purple sea urchin) is the source of this 3510-nucleotide messenger RNA. RefSeq lists its product as uncharacterized. The coding region runs from base 1 to 2169 and encodes 722 amino acids. Gene Ontology annotation, cellular component: membrane. The record is from RefSeq and is a predicted model, not a curated record. The transcript has 14 exons. Gene Ontology annotation, molecular function: netrin receptor activity. Gene Ontology annotation, biological process: netrin-activated signaling pathway. NCBI's taxonomy places the organism in Eukaryota, Metazoa, Echinodermata, Echinoidea, Camarodonta, Strongylocentrotidae.